Neurospora crassa OR74A is the source of this 1339-nucleotide messenger RNA. Its product is annotated as short chain dehydrogenase. The record is from RefSeq and is a predicted model, not a curated record. The coding region runs from base 65 to 1063 and encodes 332 amino acids. The transcript has 2 exons. Gene Ontology annotation, molecular function: oxidoreductase activity. NCBI's taxonomy places the organism in Eukaryota, Fungi, Ascomycota, Sordariomycetes, Sordariales, Sordariaceae.
CGCUCACCCGUUCAACAACAAACACAACAUCAACACUACCAUCCUCUCAACGCCCAUCAUCAAGAUGUCCCACAUCACCGCCAUCAAGAAGCAAGCUCCGGCCAACUCGCUAGUCUGGCUCGUCACCGGCUGCUCGUCCGGCUUUGGCCUCGAGUUCUAUCUCAACAUCAAAGCCCGUGGCGACUACAUCAUCGCUACCGCCCGCGACCUCUCCAAUCCCAACAUGACACAUUGUAUACAAGUUUCCCUAACGGAGGAAAAUGUAUCCGUCUACCAGCUCGACGUCACGGCAUCCCAGGAGUCCCUGAACGGGAUCAUUGCAGAAGCCAUCAAGAUUUACGGGAGGAUCGACGUGCUGGUGAACAAUGCCGGCUACGUAGCGCUGGGCGGUUGGGAAGACAUGGGCUACGACGGCUUCGUCAGGCAAUUCGAGACCAACGUGUUCGGCCUGCUCAAGGUCACCAACGCGGUCCUUCCGCACAUGCGAGAGCGCCGGAGCGGGACGCUGGUGUUUAUGGGUUCGCUUUCGGGAUGGCAGGGAAAUGAGUUCUGUGGAGCGUAUGCGGGGUCCAAGUUUGCUGUUGAGGGAAUGGUGGAAGCACUCCAAAAAGAGGUGGAACAGUUCGGUAUCCGCACCCUUCUCUUCGAGCCAGGACGGUUUCGAGCCAACUUGCUGUCACCUUCUCCUGUGGUCGCCCACGUGUCCAAGAUUGACGAUUACAAGGAAGCGUGGGAAAUGACCCUGCGCUCCUAUGCCGAUGUGGACUCUAAGCGGAGGGGUGACCCGGCAAAGGCUGUCGAGAUCAUCAUGGAUGUCGUCCGUGAGGAGACCUUCUAUCGAUAUAUUGAGGAGGGGGAUGUACCGUAUGCUUUCACAAACGCGAAGUAUGGGCCUAUGAAGCUCAGAUUGCCGUUGGGACAGGAUGCCUUUGAUACCAUCAAAACAAAGUGCGACCUUACUUUGAAGGUUUUGGAUGUGUGGGAACGUCUCAUCACGAGUACCGAUCAUAAUGAUGUUAGGCAUAGUGAUAUUGAGGUGAGCAGCGAGGAAAGUUCUACCUGAGAUUGUUUUCCGAAGUCGGCUUUUCCGUCUCCCGUCGGCGGAAUUCAGAUGGCGCGAUGAUUGUACUGUGAAUAGUUCUUGUUGGGCGUCCCAACUCCGAAACAUAGCUAUGUAUGGCUGUUGUAUCUGUACGUUAGAUCCAGAUUAGCACACUGAAAGAUAGCCAGGGACUCAAAUGAAGAAGAAUUCGAUUGUCUCAACAGGCAAGAUUCUGGUUUGGGUUGCCAACAGCUGCUGAAUGAGACCGAUGUCCAGAACCAGCGAGUAAUUUUUUUC